AUGGCACAAAACACACAGUGCCGCUUCAUCGCCGUCCACCCAGAGCACUCAGAACCUACCAUCCUGGAGAGCGAAGUGAGAGAAGCACUGAAGACCAGUCCAAAGAACAAGGCAGCUGGAGACCAUGGCAUCACAACUGAAGCCAUCCUUGCACGCGGUGAAACCGGAAUACAUUGGCUUACAAUCGUCUUCCAGAAAGCUUGGAAAGAGAGGAAAGUACCAACAGAUUGGCAGAAUGCGAUAGUGGUGCCAAAAUGGAAGAAAAGGGGCAGCAAGAAUGACUGCAAUACUUACAGAGGCAUUUCUCUUCUCAGCCACGCGGGGAAAAUCGAAGAGCAACGCACUCGCACAAAAGCCAAACAUCUUCUCGGCGAUGCCCAGUUUGGUUUUAGAAAAGGAAGAGGGUACAAUGAUGCAGUCUUCGCACUCCGACAACUGUGUGAGAGGGCAUUGGAACACGACCAAGAUCUCCUUUUUGCAUUUGAGGAUCAGUAA
Aplysia californica (California sea hare) is the source of this 495-nucleotide messenger RNA. RefSeq lists its product as uncharacterized. The coding region runs from base 1 to 495 and encodes 164 amino acids. The record is from RefSeq and is a predicted model, not a curated record. NCBI's taxonomy places the organism in Eukaryota, Metazoa, Mollusca, Gastropoda, Aplysiida, Aplysiidae. The transcript has a single exon.